AUCGAAAUGAAAUCACAAGAGUUUCGUUUUCCCGGUGACAUCGAUCGUCCUAAAAGUUUUUAUAUCUCUCUGAGAUCAAUAAAUAUUCUUGAAACAGUCGUAUCGGCUUAUCCCGGGUCACCCCUGCAAACUUAUGUUACCGAUGACGAAACUCAACUACGCUCUUGAAAUUCAAAUUUGAAACAAUGUUGUUUAUCCUUCAAUGAUCCAUCCGCUACUCGUCGGAUCAUCACGCUAUGAAUGUUAAAUGAAAGUUCAUGGCGUAUGAAAGAAGUGAUGGUCUGUACAAAUGUUUACGAAAAAUAAAAGUCAAGAAAGAUUGUGACUGUUUUUCCAGUAAUAGGAUCAGUGGUAUUUAUCGUGGAGACAGUUGGGUGGAUGAAUUCGGAUUAUAAAGAUUAAUAAAUAUGUGAAUAUAACGAGAAACGACAUUAAAAACGCACGGUUCAAUGAGUUUUUAAAUCAUGCAUGCAAAAAUUUAUCAGUAAAGCCUAGUGAAUUAAUUAAAUAAUUCUGUCAGAUUUCUAUUCAGGCUUUGAUGAACUUCUGACCGAUUUUAUUUGAAUAAGAAUGGUCUCGAAAAUUUAUUUCUCAUGAAAAAAUCUGAUAUUUGAUGAGAAAUUAGCAUUCCACUAGUAUGUGUGAUUUAUUCUCUUCAGAUAUGUUCUACACAAUUGUCCCCCCGCGAGAAAUUUCCUAAAUCUUUUUCAGCCUACUUUGUUUUGUUCUUAUCAAUAAAAUUGAACAAGAAACUCAGAUAAUCGGUGCCAAGGAAAUUCUACGGAAAAUAUCUGAACAGAAUUAGUGACAUUAACACAUAAAAUUCCAACGAUUCCCCCGAUCGAGAAAGUAAAUGACAUCUCAGCAAUCUCGUCCCCAAAACCAUUAAACAAGAGACCCCCUUAAUUUCCAAUUAUUUCUUAUCACCCACGACCUUGAGCGCAUCAGCUCCAUUCUCAUACAAACGUUAAUUGAAGAUUAUUCGACUAGAGUUACUCAUGAGAUAUUGAGCCACAAAAUUAUCUCACAUACUCAAGUACCAUCGCACGUAUCUAAAAAUUCUUGUUUCCCCCCAACUAUACAAUCAUUCGGUUAUCUCCGGCGAACUGAGGCACCUUGCUCUCCUUAUCAAACUUGUGUGCGACGAUUUUCCACUUUUUGUCUGGAGAAUAAAAAAAAGAGAAGGGAAAUUUAUUCAGUUUAGUGAGUGUGCAGUGCUUGUUAACACGUAUUAUUUUUCUCAAUGAUUUUUCAUUGUCUUCGAGGACUUAUUAACCAUCAAAAAUAUAUUCAUCGACGUCUUUACGUAAUUCUUAAUUUUUUUAAAUUAACGGUGAAGUAGCGAAAUUGAUGGCCAAGUGAUAAUGUUUAAUCGUUAAGGAUCAUUGGGAUUUUUUUGAAUGCUCAUGGGCUGACAGGGGAUUCCGCUCUCUCUUUCUCUCUCUUUCUGUCUUCCUCAAUUGUGAUUUAACGUGACACAUGACCGAUGGAACUGAUAAAACAACUUGAAAUAAGGAACAGCUGUCAAGUGGGAUAUGCCCCAUAAUUUAUUGUAAUACAGUGCUAAGUGUUAUGCCCGGUGAACAGACACAUCCAAUGUAUGCUGGAGUAGAAAGACCAUCUCCGAGGAGGAGAGCAUACACCUGGAAUGCCAGGAGAAGAUCUACUAAUGAGAUCGUUCCACCACAACGCCCUACACGUCUCUCUCUUGCUGAACCACAGCCCAUUAAUGACGAAGCUACCAGCAGGCUGAGAUUGCGAGUAAUCGCUGGUCAUCACCUUGCUAAAAAGGAUAUAUUUGGAGCUAGUGAUCCUUACGUCAGGAUUGAUCUCUAUCCAAUUGAAGGGCAUGAGACACUUGACUCUGUACUUACUAAAACGAAAAAGAGAACACUCAACCCUGUUUGGGGUGAGGAGUUUAUUUUCAGGGUGAAACCGAGUGAACACAAAUUAGUACUUCAGGUAUUUGACGAGAAUCGUCUCACGAGAGACGACUUCUUGGGGAUGAUUGAGGUGACACUGGCCAAUUUGCCCAAGGAACAAACGGGAAGAACGAUACUAGCUAAACAAUAUAUUCUGCGUCCACGUAGUCAUUCCAGUCAACGGUCCAAGAUCAAGGGAACCUUAGAGGUUUAUCACGCGUAUAUUGGGGAUUCGUCAACUCCAGAGAGCAACGAUGACAAUGUUUCGGAUUCUGGGGGAUGGGAGUUGCUGGAUCAACCGAGUCCUACCUCAAAUAAUAGUCCUAUUCAACAGUCCGAUUCGACACCAAAUGGCCCACUGCCACCAGGUUGGGAAGAGCGUCAGGAUGCAAAUGGGAGGACCUACUACGUCAAUCAUAUAGCUAGAUUCACCCAAUGGGAGCGACCAACCUCAACUAAUGCCGCACCAGUGGGAGGUGUUACUGUAGAGCAACGAAAUUUAGACACAGCAGCGACUGAAUUCCAACGAAGAUUUCAUAUAAGUGUGGACGAUGCUGAGAGUAGAUCCCAUCGUACCUCAGCCAUUAGUCAGGAUCGGGAAUUGACUCGAGAGGAAGACGGAGAUAGUGAUAAUGGGGGAACAUUCGUUGGUGAUGGUUCCUCUGACUCCGGACUGUCUGUCGACCAACGGGGGUAUCUAGCUGAGGGUGAUGAUCAGAGUGACGAUAACGUUGACAGUCCGGCAGGAUCUAGACGGUCUUCCGAACAGCCAUCAUUACCGAUUCCCAAUGGCGACGGCCUGCCCCCUGGCUGGAGCAUGCAACUCGCCCCAAACGGUCGAAUGUUCUUCAUCGAUCACAACGAGAGAGCAACGACAUGGGUGGAUCCACGGACAGGUCGACCCAGUCCAAUGCCCAAUCACAAUUUGCCUUCAACAACACCACGAAGUGAUCUUGAUCAGUUGGGCCCCUUGCCGGAGGGGUGGGAGGAGCGUAUUCACACCGAUGGUCGUAUAUUCUUCAUCGACCACAACACCAGGACAACCCAGUGGGAAGAUCCACGUAUGUCCAAUCCUCAGAUAGCAGGGCCAGCUGUACCAUAUUCACGUGAUUACAAAUUGAAGUACGAAUAUCUGAAAGCACAACUGAGAAAACCCAGCAGUGUGCCGAAUAAAUUUGAAAUCAAAGUUGCACGAGGCAAUAUCCUGGAGGACUCGUAUCGAAUCAUCAGUUCGGUUAACAGAGUUGAGAUAUUAAAAACUAAAUUGUGGAUUGAAUUCGAGGGAGAGGUGGGUCUUGACUACGGGGGACUUGCCCGAGAAUGGUUUUUCCUGCUCUCGAAGGAGAUGUUCAAUCCAUAUUAUGGAUUGUUCGAGUAUUCGGCUAUGGACAAUUACACUCUGCAAAUCAAUCCAUUCUCUGGAGUAUGUAAUGAGGAACAUUUAAAUUAUUUCAAAUUCAUCGGGCGUAUCGCUGGAAUGGCUGUAUAUCAUGGAAAGCUUCUAGAUGCAUUUUUCAUUCGUCCCUUUUACAAAAUGAUGAUCGGUAAGCAAAUUGAUCUGAAGGAUAUGGAAUCAGUAGACUCGGAAUACUACAAUUCCCUCCUCUGGAUAAAAGAAAAUGAUCCAUCGGAACUGGAGCUAACAUUUUGCGUGGACGAAGAGAGUUUUGGCCAUACAUCCCAGAGGGAAUUGAAGGCUAAUGGUGCAAAUGUACCCGUGACAGACGAAAACAAAGACGAAUUCAUAAGUUUAGUGAUUCAAUGGAGAUUUGUAUCGCGUGUUCAGGACCAAAUGAAUGCAUUCCUCGAUGGUUUCAAUGCUCUUGUGCCACUCACACUUGUCAAAAUAUUCGACGAACAUGAGCUCGAACUUCUCAUGUGUGGUAUUCAACAUAUUGAUGUCAAAGAUUGGAAAAAAAAUACCCUCUACAAGGGGGAUUAUCAUGCUAAUCAUAUCACUGUCCAGUGGUUCUGGCGUGUUGUAUUGUCUUUCAAUAAUGAAAUGCGUGCCAGACUGUUGCAAUUUGUUACCGGCACCUCGAGGGUACCCAUGAACGGUUUCAAGGAGUUGUAUGGCAGUAAUGGACCACAGUUGUUUACUAUUGAGAAGUGGGGAAUACCAGAGAAUUAUCCAAGAGCUCAUACUUGUUUCAACCGAAUUGAUUUGCCACCAUACGAGAGUUAUCAGCAACUGAGGGACAAACUAAUAAAAGCAAUCGAAGGUUCGCAAGGAUUUGCUGGUGUUGAUUAGCGCGAGAUACCAUUUUUUAUGAUAAUACCUGUAUUAUAAUGUAUAUACGUACCCACGGAUAUAUACAAGCUUUACGUAUCACUUCCCGUUAAAAAAAAUUGACAACUAUUCCCAUUAAAAUUUGCAUUGAUUUACAUUGUCCACUCAAUAGUCCCCUUGUUUUUCAAGAAUUAAACAAAAUUUCAAUUAGUUCUUCUAGAGUUUAAAGCGUGUAAAUAUAUUUAUGAAAAAAUUCUGUUACACUAUGUCCAACUGCAGAGGUAAGAGUUAUAAUGGUGGCAUUCUCUUAGGGAAAUGAUGAUAGUGAGACGAUUGCAAUAAGCCCAUACUGAUUAAUUAAUUUUUCCAAUUGUAACAUAGAGUAACACUUGAAAUAUGCCUGUUUUAAUAUACUGUAUGGAGUCCUUUGAUAAUUAGGGGCAUGCGCUAUCGAUGUCUACCUCUUAGUCAUGUUACCUUUACUGCUGAAUUUAUUUCGGAAUUCUCUUGCGAAAUUCCUUCAGGAAUUUUAAGAAAAAUUAUUCCCCGAUAUUAAAUUUAAGAGUAUUUAUUCCAUAUUAUUUCCUUGAAAAAAUUAAUAAUUCGAGAGAUGACAGUUAGAAAUGAAAUAUCAAGAAAAAAUUAUAUGGAGAAUAUAUUAGCGAGGAAUUUUGGGGACGAUUAAAAACAAUGAAAUUGUAAAAGAAAUUAUUCCGGUCAAUUACAAAAAUUGAGUGAAUCUCAACCCUCAUGGAUGCUGUCAGAAAUAUAUGCAGGGCAUAAGAAGACAGACAAAAUGAUUCUCUUAACGAAAGAAAUAGAGGAACUGUCAACAUUCGACUGAAAAUCCAUGACUAAGCAGUAGAUGUCGAUCGAUACAAGAUAUGUAAAUGAUUGAAAUGACAUCAUCAAAAUUACUUAACGAUGGUAACGUUUUAUCGAAUCAUGUUCUAGCAAAUAAGAUAUAUAUUUUUUGAAAUGUUAACGAAUAUUUUAAGGGUUUUAACAGGUGGAACGAUAAAAAAAAAUUGCGAAAAAAUGAAAAAAAAUGGAACUAUUUUUUGUUAGCGAAUAUACAGUAGACAAAUUUUACAUUAGUAUCACUGAUAUUUAAUUAUUAACAGCGGAUUAUGCGUUUUUAUUUCCAACGUGGAGGCGGAAUCGUGGGAAUGAGAUAAAUUAUGUAGCCGAUAUUAAAUUCAUGUAUAUUUCAAUUAUAAUGACUUGAUUAAUAACAA
Diachasmimorpha longicaudata is the source of this 5390-nucleotide messenger RNA. It is a transcript of the gene Nedd4, whose product is annotated as Nedd4. Gene Ontology annotation, molecular function: ubiquitin protein ligase activity; sodium channel inhibitor activity; protein binding. The record is from RefSeq and is a predicted model, not a curated record. The transcript has 9 exons. Gene Ontology annotation, biological process: ubiquitin-dependent protein catabolic process; protein polyubiquitination; regulation of dendrite morphogenesis. Lineage: Eukaryota; Metazoa; Arthropoda; Insecta; Hymenoptera; Braconidae. The coding region runs from base 1573 to 4173 and encodes 866 amino acids. Gene Ontology annotation, cellular component: cytoplasm.